Protopolystoma xenopodis is the source of this 270-nucleotide messenger RNA. NCBI's taxonomy places the organism in Eukaryota, Metazoa, Platyhelminthes, Monogenea, Polystomatidea, Polystomatidae. The record is from the annotation of a GenBank genome assembly.
GCCCUUGUUGAACAGCGCAAGCGCGAACUUCUGAGCAAGUAUAUGUCCACUGACCUUCUGGUAAGCUUGUCAAAGACCGAGCGAUUGCUGGGACAUGUGCGAGAGUCCGAUGAAACAGAGCCAGAGUCGCUUACUAUACAUUCCUUGCCUGAAACAAGCCCACAUGCCGGUGCUCAAGAGCAGGAAGGUACGACUACUAAAGACAAAGACAACGACGCAGCAGAGGAUGAAUUCGAAGGAAUGGAAAUAAGUGCUCAGGCUCAGGAAUGA